Bombina bombina (fire-bellied toad) is the source of this 4612-nucleotide messenger RNA. Its product is annotated as zinc finger protein 721-like. The coding region runs from base 242 to 3478 and encodes 1078 amino acids. Lineage: Eukaryota; Metazoa; Chordata; Amphibia; Anura; Bombinatoridae. Gene Ontology annotation, molecular function: DNA-binding transcription factor activity, RNA polymerase II-specific; RNA polymerase II cis-regulatory region sequence-specific DNA binding. Gene Ontology annotation, biological process: regulation of transcription by RNA polymerase II. The record is from RefSeq and is a predicted model, not a curated record. The transcript is spliced from 6 exons.
GGGAUUCCCAUUUACUUCCUGUGCAGCUGCUGCUGGAUAUCCUUUAUUGAAGCAGCAGCAAUACGAUACUGGGAGCUAGCUGAGCAGAUAAGACAUGGCCAGAGCACUGAUGUAACUGGAGUGAAUAAGGGAACCUUCUUCCUGAGCACAGACAUUGGAGCCUGUUAUCAGCAUGAACUCAUAUGUGUAAGACAAACACGUGAAUAGUUCAUAUCCAUCCUUCACUACAGGAAGCAUCAGAAUGAUGCCGCAAACUCCAAAGAUCGAAGACACUAAUGACUAUUCACAAACAUUGGGGAUAUCACAGCAGAUAUUUAAAGAUGAUGAUGAAUUGGCAGGAACAGGGAAGCAAUCAUUAUGUGCAGAGAGAAAUUUAGUCAUCGAACAAGAGGACAAUAUUUAUGACUUAUCUAGUGAAAUGAUUAUCCCAGAAGAUAAACCACACAUAUUUACUGAGUUUUCAAAAUAUAUUAAAGAAGGGAAAAGUCUUCAGUCUAACCAAAUGAUUCAUACAAAGGAGAAACUUUUCAAAUCUACAGAAUGUGAGAAAAGCUUUAGAUGGAAGUCUCAUCUACUAGAACACCACAAAAUAAACACUAGUAAGAAGCCACACACAUGUACAGAGUGUGGAAAAAGUUUUCCAGAUAAAAGUAAUCUGAAAACUCAUGAAAGGAGUCACACAGGAGAAAAGCCUUUCACAUGUGCAGAGUGUGGGAAAUGUUUUACACAAAAAAGUAAUCUGAAAACUCAUGAAAGAAGUCACACAGGAGAAAAGCCUUUCACAUGUACAGAGUGUGGGAAAUGUUUUACACGAAUAAAUAGACUGAAAACUCAUGAAAGGAGUCACACAGGAGAAAAGCCUUUCACAUGUACAGAGUGUGGAAAAAGUUUUACAGAAAAAAGUAAUCUGAAAACUCAUAAAAUGAGUCACACAGGAGAAAAGCCUUUCACAUGUACAGAGUGCGGAGAAAGUUUUACACGAAUAACUAGUCUGAAAAGUCAUGAAAAGAUUCACACAGGAGAAAAGCCGUUCACAUGUAUAGAGUGUGGAAAAAGUUUUACACGAAUAACUAGUCUGAAAAGUCAUGAAAAGAUUCACACAGGAGAAAAGCCGUUCACAUGUACAGAGUGUGGAAAUGGUUUUACACUAAAGAGUGAUCUGAAAAAGCAUGAAAGGAUUCACACAGGAGAAAAGCCGUUCACAUGUACAGAGUGUGGGAAAAGUUUUACACUAAAGAGUGAUCUGAAAAAGCAUGAAAGGAUUCACACAGGAGAAAAGCCGUUCACAUGUACAGAGUGUGGAAAAAGUUUUACAGAAAAGAGUUCUCUAAAAAAGCAUGAAAGGAUUCACACAGGAGAAAAGCCGUUCACAUGUACAGAGUGUGGAAAUGGUUUUACACUAAAGAGUGGUCUGAAAAAGCAUGAAAGGAUUCACACAGGAGAAAAGCCGUUCACAUGUACAGAGUGUGGAAAAAGUUUUACACGAAUAGAUAAUCUGAAAAGUCAUGAAAUGAGUCACACAGGAGAAAAGCAGUUCACAUGUACAGAGUGUGGAAAAAGUUUUACAGAAAAGAGUUCUCUAAAAAAGCAUGAAAGGAUUCACACAGGAGAAAAGCCGUUCACAUGUACAGAGUGUGGAAAUGGUUUUACACUAAAGAGUGAUCUGAAAAAGCAUGAAAGGAUUCACACAGGAGAAAAGCCAUUCACAUGUACAGAAUGUGGAAAAAGUUUUACACGAAUAGAUAAUCUGAAAAAGCAUGAAAGGAUUCACAAGGGGGAAAAGCUUUUCACAUGUACAGAGUGUGGAAAAUGUUUUACAGAGAAGAGUAGUCUGAAAAAGCAUGAAAGGAUUCACACAGGAGAAAAGCUUUUCACAUGUACAGAGUGUGGAAAAAGUUUUACAAAGAAGAGUUAUCUGAUAAAGCAUGAAAGGAUUCACACAGGGGAAAAGCCUUUCACAUGUACAGAGUGUGGAAAAAGAUUUACACAAAUAGUUGGUCUGAAAACUCAUGAAAGGAUUCACACAGGAGAAAAGCCUUUCACAUGUACAGAGUGUGGGAAAUGUUUUACACAAAUAAAUAGUCUGAACUACCAUGAAAGGAGUCACACAGGGGAAAAGCCUUUCAUAUGUACAGAGUGUGGAAAAAGUUAUAUACUAAAGAGUCAUCUGAAAAUUCAUGAAAGGAGCCACACAGGAGAAAAGCCUUUCACAUGUACAGAGUGUGGAAAAAGUUAUAUACUAAAGAGUCAUCUGAAAAGUCAUGAAAGGAUUCACACAGGAGAAAAGCCUUUCACAUGUACAGUGUGUGGAAAAAGUUUUACCGAAAAAAGUAAUCUGAAAACUCAUGAAAAGAUUCAUACAGGAGAAAAGUCUUUCACAUGUACAGAGUGUGGAAAAAGUUUUACACAAAAGAGUAAAUUGAAAAUUCAUGAAAGGAUUCACACGGGAGAAAAGCCUUUCACAUGUACAGAGUGUGGAAAAUGUUUUACACGAAAGAUUGAACUGAAAUAUCAUGAGAGGAUUCACACAGGAGAAAAGCCUUUCACAUGUACAGAGUGUGGGAAAUGUUUUACACGAAUAAAUAGACUGAAAACUCAUGAAAGGAGUCACACAGGAGAAAAGUCUUUCACAUGUACAGUGUGUGGAAAAAGUUUUACCGAAAAAAGUAAUCUGAAAACUCAUGAAAAGAUUCAUACAGGAGAAAAGUCUUUCACAUGUACAGAGUGUGGAAAAAGUUUUACACAAAAGAGUAAAUUGAAAAUUCAUGAAAGGAUUCACACGGGAGAAAAGCCUUUCACAUGUACAGAGUGUGGAAAAUGUUUUACACGAAAGAUUGAACUGAAAUAUCAUGAGAGGAUUCACACAGGAGAAAAGCCUUUCACAUGUACAGAGUGUGGAAAAAGUUAUAUACUAAAGAGUCAACUGAAAAGUCAUGAAAUGAUUCACACAGGAGAAAAACCUUUCACAUGUACAGAGUGUGGAAAAAGUUUUACACAUAAGAGUAAUCUGAAAACUCAUAAAAUGAGUCACACAGGAGAAAAGCCUUUCACAUGUACAGAGUGUGGAAAAAGUUUUACACAAAUUAAUGAUCUGAAAACUCAUGAAAGGAUUCACACAGGAGAAAAGCCGUUCACAUGUAUAGAGUGUGGAAAAACUUUUACACACAAGAGGUAUCUGAAAAGUCAUGAAAGGAGUCACACAGGAGAAAAACCUUUCACAUGUACAGAGUGUGGAAAAAGUUUUACAGAAAAGAGUAAUCUGAAAACGCAUGAAAGGAUUCACACAGGAGAAAAGCCGUUCACAUGUACAGAGUGUGGAAAAAGUUUUACAGAAAAGAGUAAUCUGAAAAAGCAUGAAAGGUUUCACACAGGAGAAAAGCCGUUCACAUGUACAGAGUGUGGAAAAAGUUUUUCACGAAUAGAUAGUCUGAAAAGUCAUGAAAGGAUUCACAACGGAAGAAACCUUUCACAUGUUUAGAAAGUAGGGUUGCCACCUUUUGCCCAGCCGAUUCCCUGACACUUUGCAAAUGGCCGUGGUUGAGGGUGUGGCUAGGGGUGUGGCCUUAAAAUAUAUUUUACUAUUUUUUGGUCUGCCAGUAAAGGAUUGAGUGUUAUAAUGUUUAAUUUAAUACACACACACAACAACGAUAGCUAGAUAUAGUCAGUUAUAUACAGUUUGGUAGACAGACUGACAGAAAGGUAUAUACAUAAACAGAUAAACGGAUUAAGACAUAUAUAUAUAUAUAUAUAUAUAUAUAUAUAUAUACACAUUAGUAGAUACAGACAUAUAAACAGAUGGAUAGAAAACAGAUAGGCAUAAAGAGACAGAUAUAUAAAUAGAUACAGACUAGUAGAUAGUUACUAACAUAUAAACAGACCAGUGGCAUCACUAGGGGAGUACAGACCGCACCCGGUUGACACCCUCCAAAAGGUGACACCACCACAUUAAUUUAACAUUCAUUAAUCAUGACACCGUUUUUUUUUUCCGUUUCCUAAUGAUGUGCUGGUGGUAGUGCCUUGUAAGAAAGAAGGGCCAAGGAGUCCUCCAUGUUAAGGCAGAUGCAGGGGGUGUUUAGCACAGAGGCAGGGGCCAGGGCUUCCCUAACUAAGCAUCAUGCUCGAAAUUAAGUGACGUCAUUAUUGAUGUUCGGUGCUGCGCCACGCACUGGCUUUAACAGUCCUCCAGACUGUAACGCUCAGCCACCCAAAGUGCCUCCCCCAUUUGAGGAAUACUGUUACAGCAGAACAGUGGGUGCUAGAGUGGUCCUGAGCAUCUCACUGGAUUAUCUCUAAUUGCCAGCUACUGACUGAAGCCCGUUUGUGAUGCACAUGGAUGGUUUAUUUGUGGUUGUGCUUGAGUGAUAUGGAAAUGAAGGGAUCUGGUGACAGAAGUGAGCAACAGCAUAGUGCUGGCCGAGGGAGGAGCAGCUUCGAGUCAGCUCCGGUGUGACAGACAGGGAGCACCAUACACAACCAGGCGCAGUUCAGCUGAGCUGACAAGAGGAUUAUAAGAAUGCCAGACUGCAUUGCAAUUGGAUGCCUUAGUUCUGCAGUUUCUCUUCAUGUUUUCCCAAAGACACAUGAAAGAAUCCGUCUUUGGCUUAAACAAACC